Molecule: messenger RNA, 1026 nt
Organism: Nicotiana attenuata
Lineage: Eukaryota; Viridiplantae; Streptophyta; Magnoliopsida; Solanales; Solanaceae
Product: ethylene-responsive transcription factor 2
Exons: 1
Coding region: 113-826 (237 amino acids)
Biological process (GO): regulation of DNA-templated transcription; ethylene-activated signaling pathway
Molecular function (GO): DNA-binding transcription factor activity; DNA binding
Source: RefSeq, a predicted model, not a curated record
UCUCUCUUUUUCACUAUAUAUACCCCAGUCCCUUCUUCUUUUUCAGAAUUCAGAUCGACCCUUUUCCUCUUCACUAACACAACACUCAAAAAAUCCAAUUAUAACAAACAAAAUGUAUCAACCCAUUUCUACAGAAUUCCCAGUAUAUCACCGGACUUCAAGUUUCAGUAGUCUCAUGCCAUGUUUAACGGAUACAUGGGGUGACUUGCCGUUAAAAGUUGAUGAUUCCGAAGAUAUGGUAAUUUAUGGGUUCUUAAGUGACGCUUUAACUACCGGAUGGACGCCGUAUAAUUUAACGUCCACCGAAAUAAAAGCCGAGCCGAGGGAGGAGGUUGAGCCAGCUACGGGUCCUGUUACCUCAGUGGCUCCAUCUGCGGAGACUACAACGGCUCAAGCCGUCGUGCCCAAGGGAAGGCAUUAUAGGGGUGUCAGGCAAAGGCCGUGGGGGAAAUUUGCGGCGGAAAUAAGGGAGCCAGCUAAAAAUGGCGCACGGGUUUGGCUAGGGACUUAUGAGACGGCUGAAGAAGCUGCGCUCGCUUAUGAUAAAGCAGCUUACAGGAUGCGCGGCUCCAAGGCUCUAUUGAAUUUUCCGCAUAGGAUCGGCUUAAAUGAGCCUGAACCGGUUAGGCUGACCGUUAAGAGACGAUCACCUGAACCGGCUAGCUCGUCUAUAUCAUCGGCUUCGGAAAAUAGCUUGCCGAAGCGGAGGAGAAAAACUGUAGCGGCUAAGCAAGCUGAAUUAGAAGUGCAGAGCCGAUCAAAUGUAAUGCAAGUUGGGUGCCAAAUGGAACAAUUUCCAGUUGGCGAGCAGCUAUUAGUUAGUUAAGAUAUGAGCUAAGAACUCAAUUGUUAAGUUUGGAGUGAAUAGAAACAGCAAACUAUUCCACUUUGCUUAGAGGUGGACCAAGGAGGCCAUUCGGAUUAUGUGUCUAUGGCGUGUAAAGUGUCGCCUUUCAGUUUAAAAACAGUAUUUCUUGUCCUCACUUUGGAUUUGUUUAAUGGAUAGUACUCGCUCUAUUCCUGUAA